Oldenlandia corymbosa var. corymbosa is the source of this 1539-nucleotide messenger RNA. The record is from the annotation of a GenBank genome assembly. Lineage: Eukaryota; Viridiplantae; Streptophyta; Magnoliopsida; Gentianales; Rubiaceae.
AUGGAGAUAUCAGGGCAAGCUGGACAAUACAACGCCAAAAUCACUAGCUUUGUGGCUCUGUCAUGCGCCAUUGCUGCAACUGGUGGACUUAUUUUUGGCUAUGACCUUGGAAUUUCAGGUGGAGUGACUUCAAUGGGUCACUUUUUGAAGGAAUUCUUCCCGGAUGUGUACAUCAGGAUGAAAGGAGAUAGCAAGACGAGCAAUUACUGUAAAUUUGACAGUCAACUGCUGACCUCUUUCACCUCUUCACUCUACAUUGCUGGCCUUUUUGCUUCAAUCUGUGCUUCAUCAGUUACAAGGGCGUUUGGUCGCAGGACAUCCAUCCUUCUCGGUGGAACUGCAUUUCUAGCUGGUUCCGCCAUUGGCGGCGCCGCGAAUAACGUUGCCAUGCUGAUCAUUGGUCGAGCUUUACUCGGAGUUGGAAUUGGCUUCACUAACCAGUCGGUCCCUUUAUACCUUUCAGAAAUGGCACCACCCAAAUACAGAGGAGCUUUCACCAAUGGCUUUUCGUUCUGUGUUGGAAUUGGAGUUUUAGUGGCCAACCUGAUUAACUAUGGUACUCAAAAAAUCAAAGGUGGUUGGGGAUGGCGAGUGUCCUUAUCAAUGGCUGCUGCACCAGCCAUGAUUCUAACUUUUGGGGCUCUUUUCCUCCCUGAAACACCCAACAGUCUGAUUCAGCGCGGAUAUAGUCCCGAUAAAGUGAAGAAGUUGCUGCAGCAAGUCCGCGGUGUUGAUGAUAUUCAGGCUGAACUGGAUGACCUUAUCCAAGCCAAUGAUACUUCAAAAACAAUCAAACACCCGUUUAAGGACAUUUUAAGAAGGAAAUACAGGCCUCAACUCGUAAUGGCAAUAGCAUUGCCAUUCUUCCAGCAAGUAACAGGAAUCGAUGUGAUUACCUUCUAUGCUCCGGUUCUGUUCAGAACUGUAGGCCUCGGUGAAAGUGCAUCGCUUAUGUCCGCGGUAGUAACUGGAGUCGUUGGCAGCUUAGCGAUCGUCAUGACAUUGUUGAUAGUAGACAAAGUUGGAAGAAAAGUUCUGUUUUUCAUUGGGGGCGGCCUGAUGUUGGUUUGCCAGUUCCUAAUUGGAGGAAUCAUGGCAGUGAAGCUAGGGGAUCAUGGGGGGAUGAACAAUGUAUAUGCAUAUUUGGUUUUGAUCCUAGUGUGCAUCUAUGUUGCUGGUUUUGGGUUGUCAUGGGGACCAUUGGGUUGGUUAGUACCAAGUGAAAUCUUUCCCCUGGAGAUAAGAUCUGCGGCGCAAAGCAUUCGAGUUUCUGUGGAUUUUGUGUUCAUAUUCCUCGGUGCGCAGAGUUUCUUAGCCAUGUUAUGCCACUUUAAGGCUGGAAUUUUCUUCUUUUUCGGAGGGUGGGUGAUGUUGAUGACCGUUUUUGUGUAUCUAUUACUGCCUGAGACUAAAAACAUCCCUAUUGAAAAGAUGGCCAUGAUUUGGAGGGAGCAUUGGCUUUGGAAUAGAUUCGUGCUUGAUGAUGAUGAUGAUUAUGAGAAAUCCGGACUAAAACAAUCCGAAAACAGAUCUGCCUAA